Messenger RNA from Hansenula ciferrii, 1368 nucleotides. RefSeq names its product class I SAM-dependent methyltransferase. Gene Ontology annotation, molecular function: protein-arginine omega-N symmetric methyltransferase activity. The record is from RefSeq and is a predicted model, not a curated record. Gene Ontology annotation, biological process: mitochondrial respiratory chain complex I assembly. The coding region runs from base 1 to 1368 and encodes 455 amino acids. Gene Ontology annotation, cellular component: mitochondrion. The transcript has a single exon. Lineage: Eukaryota; Fungi; Ascomycota; Saccharomycetes; Phaffomycetales; Wickerhamomycetaceae.
AUGUUCAGACUAAAGAUCGUACCACCCAUUCGUCGCUUUUGUUCAAGCUCUAUACGAUAUCAGAUAAUCAAUCAGGCAAAUAAGCAAACAAUCUCCUUAUCAACAACAUCAACAACAUCAACAUCAAAGACUCCAAAUCACACAACCCCAAAACUUGAAUUGAAUAAAUUGGCCCAGAUAUGUGCACAAGUCAUCAAAAUCACAGGUCCUAUUUCGUUAUCGGCUUUCAUGAGACUAUGUUUAACACAUCCAGAAUUAGGGUAUUAUACCACUAGAGAUCCACUUGGUGCUAAAGGUGAUUUUGUUACAUCACCAGAAAUCUCUCAAAUGUUUGGUGAAAUGAUUGGAAUAUGGUUAUUUACAGUUUGGAAUUCACAAAAGAAACCUAAAGAGAUAAAUUUAAUUGAAUUUGGUCCUGGUAAAGGUACUUUAACUUUUGAUGUUAUUAAAAGUUUUUCUAAAUUGGUUCAAACAUUAAAACAUGAAGAAUUGAAACUGAAUAUCAUUUUGGUUGAAACAUCACCAAUAUUAAAACAAGUUCAACAUAAUCUAUUAUCUGGUAAGGAUUUAGAUACUUCAAAAGAGUUUUGGGAAGCUCCACAUAAAUGGAAUGGUAAAAUAACUUGGGUUGAUACAGAAAAGGAUUUAUGGGAGGUUACUCAACAACAAGAGGCAAAUUAUAUCUUAGCACAUGAAUUUUAUGAUGCAUUACCAGUAAGUCAAUUCAAGAAAACUGAACAUGGUUGGAGAGAAUAUAUGGUUGAUCAUAAUGAAGAUGAUGGUACUUUUUUCUUGGGUUUAAAUUCACAAAGAACUCCAUCAUCUGCAAUUCCUGAAACAAAUCCAAGAUAUUCAUCUCAAAAUCUUGAUUCUAUUGUCGAGAUCUCAUCUGAAUUACACUCAUACACUAGUGAAAUUGUGAAGUUAUUAGAUCGAAAUAAAGCUCAAAAUGGUGCCGCAUUAAUUGUGGAUUAUGGACCAGAUUUAGAAAUUCCAGGAAUGACAUUACGUGGUAUUAAAAAUCAUGAAUUUAAGAGUCCAUUUGAAGAUCUAGGUGAAGUCGAUUUAUCAGUUGAUGUUGAUUUUGGUGCUAUAAAAGAAUCUGCAACUUCAGAUCCAAGUUGUCAAAUUGAUGUUUUCGGUCCUGUACAGCAAGGUGAUUGGCUUCAUCAAUUGGGUAUACAAUUCAGAGCUGAACAAUUGUAUAAUAAGGCUAAAAAUGAUGAAGAACGUGAAAUUAUAAAGACUGGUUAUCAUAGACUUGUUGAAAAAGAUGAUAAAUCUAUGGGUCACAUCUAUAAAUUUAUGGCUUUGUUACCAAAAGGUGGACCAAUUCCUGUUGGAUUUGGUGGUGGUGUUGAGGAAUAA